AUGCGGACUGACGAAUGUACCAUCACACUGCAGGAUGUCGAGGUGUUAUAUGGCAUUCCCGUGGAUGGCCACCCAUUGGUGCAGAGAAAUGUUAAAAAUAUAACUAAAUCAAGGUGGCAGGAAUUGAUGUACGACCUUACCGGUUGGUUGCCCGGAGAAGAAGCAAUUAUAGGUAAUAGCUUGUUGGUAAUAACACAAUUAUCUAAUCAUUUGGAAACCUUGAUUGCCAAUAAUGAUAUUAUUGAUGAACACACUGAUGAGGUUGAGGUACAAAAGAGGGUCAGGUUGUACCUGCUUUGGUUGAUUGGUGGCAAUAUAUUCCCUGCUAAUACUGGUUCAAAGCUUGGUUUACACUUUUUGCUUGACAUAAUAGACCUUGAUGCAAUAGGCGGGAAAUCUUGGGGAGCAGCAGCAUUAUCAUACUUGUACAAUUGUUUAUGCCGUGCUUCGAUGGUCAAUAGCCGUGAUGUUUGUGGAUUUAUUGCUUUGUUACAGGUACGUUUGGACUUGGGAGCGAAUAAUCCCAAUGCAGCCAUUACUUCGUCCCCCAAGAGUAAAGAACGAGAUAUUGUAUUUGCGCAGAAGUGGACUCGUCGUGGAGUUCGUGAAAGCGAGGCACGAGCUGUGCUAGUAGUUUGUAGGGAUGUUUUAGACAACCUAACUGAUGAUCAGUUUGUGUGGGAGCCUUAUACAGAGGCCAUCAAUGAUGGACUUCCGGAGUGGUGCCGACGUGGUCAAGACAUUUAG
Molecule: messenger RNA, 747 nt
Organism: Lycium barbarum (goji berry)
Lineage: Eukaryota; Viridiplantae; Streptophyta; Magnoliopsida; Solanales; Solanaceae
Product: protein MAIN-LIKE 1-like
Exons: 3
Coding region: 1-747 (248 amino acids)
Biological process (GO): meristem development; meristem maintenance
Source: RefSeq, a predicted model, not a curated record